AUGGACAACAACCAGGCAGAGUGGCAGACCGUCUCCCACGCGAGGAAGAAGGCCAAGAAGAUGCCUCGCCCGGGCAAGGGAAACUACCCGGCCCUCAGCUUCUCCUCCGGCGCGCGGCUGCAGUCCAUGCUCAACCUCAAUGGCCUGCGAGACGUCAUCACCUACAUCUUUGCCGACGGCGCCGCCCCCAGCUGGAUCAACGUCAUGCACCGGCCGCAGUUCAGGAAGAUUGUCGCCAUCAUGGUGCCCGGUCUAGAGGAGGCGCUCUUCAAGGAGGGCGUCGACUAUGCCGCGUUUAACGAGCUGAGGGAUGCGUAUGUGGAUGGCGACGAGGACGGAAAUAUCUUUGCAGCCAAGUCCCCGGACGACUACUACCCUCGAAAGCUGGACAAGGACGCUCUGCCGGAGCCGCUGAAGCCUUUCGCCGACAUGUUCCCCCAUCUGUGGCCCGUCAAGACGCCCGGCGACGAAAAGCACGGAAAGCUCAACUCCCCGCUGGCCACGUUCCUCACCGCGCCGCCACCCAAGGAGAAGACGUCACAAAAGGGAGGCGUCAAGCCCGCGAGGGAGCCCCAGGGAUGGAAGAACGAGCGGACGCGCAUCACCGAGUUCCUUGCCUCUGCCGAGGAGCUGACGGAGAACGGCUACCUGAUACAUCCGGCUCUUCUCCCGGAGGGGCAGCGACGAGACGACUUUGUCGCCCCGGACGGAUGGGUCAUCACCAGGGUGGACAAGCUCGAGGACGGCAAUGUCCCCGAGGCCGAGAUCGAACAGGGCAGCAUCACGGCCGGCCGAGAGGUGCUGGCGCUUGACUGCGAAAUGUGCAUGACGGGCGAGAGCGAGUUCUCCCUGACCCGCAUCAGCCUAGUCGACUGGGACGGCAACGUGGUGCUGGACGAACUCGUGAAACCCGACAAGCCCAUCAUCGACUACGUUACGCGGUUUUCUGGCAUCACAGAGGAGAUGCUGGCACCCGUGACGACCACGCUUCGCGACAUACAGAAGAAGCUCCUUGACAUCCUGCAUCCGCGCACCAUCCUCGUGGGCCACUCCCUGGAAUCCGACACCAAGGCCAUCCAGCUCGCCCACCCCUUCAUCGUCGACACCUCCAUCAUAUACCCCCAUCCCCGUGGAGCCCCUCUCAAAUCAUCCCUGAAAUGGCUCGCUCAGAAAUACCUCUCCCGUGAGAUCCAAAAAGGCGGCGCCCUGGGCCACAACAGCAUCGAGGACGCCAAGACCUGCCUGGACCUGGUCAAGCAAAAGUGCGAAAAGGGCAAGCUCUGGGGCGCAUCGGACUCGCAGGGGGAGAACCUGUUCCGCAGGCUGGCCCGCGCCGGCACGGCGUACAAGGCGCAGGGGGGCGACGCGGCCCUGGGCGGCGUUGAGGUCGGCAAGACGAGCGCCGCCGUCGACUGGGGCGACCCGUCCAAGGGCCUCGGCGCGGGAGCCACGCACCAGCUGGGCUGCAGGUCCGACGAGGACGUGACGAGCAACGUCAUCCGCGCCGUCCUCGGCGACGAGGACGGCUCCGUCAUCAAGGCCGGCGGCGUGGACUUUGUCUGGGGCCGCAUGCGCGAGCUGGAAGCCAUCCAGGGAUGGUGGAACAAGAACAUGCCCGACAUGGACCUGGACGCCCUUGAAGACGCCGACUCUGCAGACUCGUCGUCGUCGUCGUCGUCUCCCUUGGAAAAGGCCCUUGCCCGCCUGACGGAGCGCCUCGUCCGCAUCCACGCCGCCCUCCCGCCGUGCACGGCCUUCAUCGUCUACAGCGGCUCCGGCGACCCGCGCCGCAUGGCCCAGCUGCAGCAGGUGCACGCCCAGUGGCGCAGGGAGUACAACACCCCCGGCAAGAAGUGGGACGAGCUCAGCGUCAAGUGGACCGACGUGGAGGAGCAGGCCCUCAAGAGGGCUGUCCAGAAGGCGAGGGCGGGCGUGGGUUUCCUAGGCGUGAAAUAG
Trichoderma reesei QM6a is the source of this 1956-nucleotide messenger RNA. RefSeq lists its product as uncharacterized. Gene Ontology annotation, molecular function: exonuclease activity; nucleic acid binding. Gene Ontology annotation, cellular component: nucleus. NCBI's taxonomy places the organism in Eukaryota, Fungi, Ascomycota, Sordariomycetes, Hypocreales, Hypocreaceae. The coding region runs from base 1 to 1956 and encodes 651 amino acids. The transcript has a single exon. The record is from RefSeq and is a predicted model, not a curated record.